AUUCUAUUUCCAUCUCAAUGCAAGGCGAUCUUCUUCUCGCGCCGAGCGGCGGCAGCGAGAUGACACAUGUCCUGCCAGGCGAGGCGUCGAGCGUGACAGCAUUAAGCAUCCCAGCGAGCACCGUCCCACUGCUCGCCAACCCGACCACCACCACCACCACCACCGAUGCGAAUCACUCUCCAGAUUCGAAGCAGCACCAUAGCGUUGUCACAGCUGAGGCAGACGCAGAGGACGAGGAAGAGGAAGAUGAAGAGGCAAAGGCUGGGUCGAGCCGAGCGUCAUACACCGAAGCAAUGUCAAGCAUCGGCCCGGACUCGGCGGCCAACUCGGCGCACCCACACGCUGCGAUUGCGCAGACAAGCACAGCGAACGGACACAGGCACUCUGACCCACCUCCGCGAGACGGGGUGCUGGACCGGGACAGUCGUGUUGUGGACAUGUCGCGGGUGCCGAAUCGCGGCAGCCACAAUCACAAUGACGACAAUCACGACAAUCACCACGACAAUGUGAAUCACGACGAUCGACAAGCGACAGGGCUGCCAUCGACAUCCGACAAGCAGAGUCAGAGUCAGGAGCAGGAGGACAAGCUCCCCGCGCCAACCGCCACGACCGCCACGACCGCCACGACCGCCAACGACGACGGGACCGUCCAUCACCAGUACGCCCAGAAAUCGGCAUUCGAGCGGUUUGCAGCGAGUGUGGCCCGUGCUCAAGAUGCGUGCGAUCGCGCGUGGAUGCGAUGCUUCACCCUGUUCAAGAGGCCCCAGGUGCUCGAGCGCGAUGUCGCAUGGUGGAACGCGGAUGACUUUUGGCCGUGCUGGGUCGGAUUUGUCGGGUUUGCCAUCUGCACCGCGUUUGUCAGCGGCGACUAUCCCGUGCCAGCGUUUCAAGCAUACGACACGGACUUGUUCUACUCCAUCCAGAGCUCGACCAUGGAGGGCCUGCCGGUGCUGUUUGGGUUUAUGCUCGUGCUUUUGUGGAUUGCGCUCGCGUGCCAGAACGCAAAGGGCUGGGAAUACUUUCCGUUCGGCUUUGGCAUGGUCUGGCUCCUGUCGCUACUGGCCAAGAUGAUUGCCAAGCAGCGCGACAUCAAGUCGGCCAGUCUCGGCGACUCGAUCUGGGCGAUUUUCCUGGGCAUGUUCUUUUCCAAUUUCGUCUGGCGCGAGAAGGCCAAAACGCCAAAAUGGGUCGCCAUCUCCAUGCAAACCGAGCUGUACAUUGCCACAUCGCUCGUGUUGCUAUGCAUUGAUUUCAGCGUGCUGGGUCCGCUGGCUCCGCGCGCGAUCGUUGUCGCCUGGAUUGACACGCCCAUUUUCUUCAUCCUGAUGUCCUUCUUUGGCUUUUACGUGCUCGGCAUCAACAUCCACUCGGCCAUCAUCAUGGCAGGCACGGCCUUGAUCUGCGGCAGCUCGGCUGCCAUUGCUCUGACGGUUGCGCUGAAUGUCCGGAAAUCGGUCGCAGACAUUCCAAUUGCCAUUAGCUCGUUGCUGACAGUGCCCAGCAUCAUUGGUCUACCGUUCCUGGCCAACGCCCUUGGCCUCUCUGCUGACGCUUCUGGCGCUUGGUUUGGCGGAUGCGUGGACAGCACAGGCGCAGUGAUUGCGACCGCGACCAUUUACGGCACGGACGCAGUCAACGCCAGCGCUGUGGUCAAGAUGAUUCAGAACGUGCUGAUUGCUCCGCUCAGUGUGUUGGUUGCCGUCUUUUGGCUCAAGUAUGGCGCACAGAUCGAGCGCAUUGCUGAACAGCGGAGUGUGCUGCACGCUGCACCGACCGAGUCUGCGACGGAGAUUCCCAUGCAACCGAUCAAGCCAGUCAGCAACGGCGAUGUCGAGGCGGCUGCUGCCGGUACUGGCACAGCAGUGCCGCCCCAGCCAGCUGAAGCAGCAGCAGCAGUUGCCUCACCAGCAGCAGCACCAGCAGCAGCAGCAGCAGCAGCAGCAGCACCCGUAAACCACCAAUGGGGCAAGCUGCUUUGGAAACGAUUGCCCAAGUUUGUCCUUGGAUUCGUGCUCAUCACCAUCAUCUUCAACCUGGCCGUUCCAUCGGACAUGCGCACCGAGACUCGGGAAUUUUGCUUUGUGGUGGCCGAGUGGUUUUCGACCUGCUCGUUCAUUUCCAUCGGGCUGGGCAUGCGCAUCCUCGAGCUCAGUCGAGGCUUGCAGCUCAUCAUCAAGCUCUUUGGUCUCUACAUUAUCACCCAAAUCAUUGAUAUCAUCAUCACCGCUGGGCUAAGUUAUGCCGUUUUUUCAUGAUGUUUCCAACGUGCUUAAUACAAUGUUCCCUAUUUUCGGAGAAGGUAAACUCG
Capsaspora owczarzaki ATCC 30864 is the source of this 2308-nucleotide messenger RNA. RefSeq lists its product as hypothetical. Gene Ontology annotation, cellular component: plasma membrane. Bases 18 to 2255 code for a protein of 745 amino acids. The transcript has a single exon. The record is from RefSeq and is a predicted model, not a curated record. NCBI's taxonomy places the organism in Eukaryota, Filasterea, Ministeriida, Capsasporidae.